GGAGAUAGCGGCCUUCUUCAUCUAGGUUGAGCCCGCCCAAUCACGCAGUAUUGUUCUGUGGCAACUGGCAGCAGGCAACACAAGGGAGCUGGGACUCGGCUUGUUCCUUACUUGCCUUUGCAGUAGACAUGGCGGCACUCAGAAGACUUAUUACUGGAAACCCAAAACACUCUUCCCUUAUUCCUCCUACCCUUCUUAUUUUCCGUAGAGGUAUCGCCUCUAAGCUCUUCGUUGGAGGUCUAUCAUUUUACACCACAGAGAAAGGAUUAUUAGAUGCAUUUUCCCAGUAUGGUCAAGUUAUGGAAGCCAAAAUUGUAACCGAUAGAGUUUCGGGUAAAUCUAAAGGUUUUGGAUUUGUUACUUAUGCAUGUGAAGAUGAAGCUGAGAAAGCAAUAACUCAGAUGGACGGAAGGGCUCUGAAUGGACGUGUUAUUUUUGUUGACUAUGCGAAACCCACAUCUAAUUUGGGUGGUUCACCUAUAGCCAGGGGACCUCCUGAUCCAAUAACCAAAAACUGACGGCUUUGAUAAAGACACAUACAUUUCAAAGACACUUCAUUUCAGAUCAAUCUAGCAGCCCAGAGGUCUGCUCAGCACUAGAAAGCAAGAGCUGAUAGAAGUUUGCAUCAAAAUCUUGUGGUCAAAGAAUCCAGUGAAGGACAUUGGCUACUAAAGUUCAUAGGUUGUUUUUGUAUUUGUUAUUGUAGUUGCUUGGGCAUGAUGCAUUUGAGUAUGUUGAAGCAGCAGAUACUUAAAGCUGGCUUUAUGGAGAACAAAUAAGCUAAGAAGCUUGAAGGCAUCAGCGGUAGCAAGGGCUUAGGAUUGAAUCAUAAGACAGUAUUAAUCAUUUAUGAAUUUGAGUUAUAGAUGGGGCUUGUAUUGAAAGUUUUUGUUCAUCAUCAUGUUGGUUGGUUAUCAUCCGUGAUACUAAAAUAUCAUUGUAGACUUUGAACAAUAACUUGGGGCAACCUUUUUUUUUUCAA
Messenger RNA from Theobroma cacao (cacao), 982 nucleotides. RefSeq names its product RNA binding (RRM/RBD/RNP motifs) family protein. Lineage: Eukaryota; Viridiplantae; Streptophyta; Magnoliopsida; Malvales; Malvaceae. The record is from RefSeq and is a predicted model, not a curated record. Gene Ontology annotation, molecular function: RNA binding.